AUGGGCCGUAGCGGGGAUUUCAAUGCUACUCUUACGCAUGAUGAUCGUAAAUUAUUGGCAGGACAGCGCAUCAAUCCGGAAGCCGCUUUUCGGCGUUGGGUUAAUGAAAGCGAGAUGAUUGAUAUAGGCUUUAGUGGGCCUAAAUAUACAUGGUGUAGAGGUUCUAGCAGCAGCUGCAUUGAUCGCGUCUUGGUUAAUAGCAGAUGGCAGCAAGCAUUUCCCAACGCCUCCAUCAUGCACUUGCCGAUGUUCAAAUCUGACCAUUGUCCACUCUUAAUAUCGUUAGAUGGUAUGAACAAGCCGAGGAAGGGAAAUCAGCCUUUUCGCUUCUUUGCACCAUGGGUCAUGCACGAUCAAUUCAAGUCCUUUGUUAAAGACAAUUGGCAGACACAAGGGGAUUGGAACGUUAAUAUCGAAGAUUUCAAGACUCACCUUCUCCAAUGGAAUAGACAAGUCUUCGGCAAUAUUAAUAGAAGAAAGGAACACUUAUAUCAUAGGCUGGAAAAGUUGAACACCAAGAUUGACAUGAGUGGGAGCUCUGAACAGCUUGACCAAGCCAAGAAAGAAUUAUGGGCACAGAUCGAAGAGGUUUUGUCUCAAGAGGAGGUUAUGUGGUUACAAAAGUCACGUUGUAACUGGUACCAUCAGGGGGAUCAUAAUACCAAAUACUUUCAUAGUUUGGCAAGUAGUAGGCAACGACAUAACAAGAUUGAAGCUCUCAAACUGGAAUCAGGAGAGUGGUCAUAUGAACCACAAGAGAUCAAGGAGUGGGGUACUAAGUUUUUCGAAACACUAUAUACGGAAGAAGAUGCAAGCAACCCUGAGAUUAAUUUCAACAUUGACUUUCCUUAG
Messenger RNA from Neltuma alba, 852 nucleotides. RefSeq lists its product as uncharacterized. NCBI's taxonomy places the organism in Eukaryota, Viridiplantae, Streptophyta, Magnoliopsida, Fabales, Fabaceae. The coding region runs from base 1 to 852 and encodes 283 amino acids. The record is from RefSeq and is a predicted model, not a curated record. The transcript has a single exon.